Molecule: messenger RNA, 3042 nt
Organism: Brassicogethes aeneus
Lineage: Eukaryota; Metazoa; Arthropoda; Insecta; Coleoptera; Nitidulidae
Source: the annotation of a GenBank genome assembly
AUACGGAGCCUUGCAGCCGCCUAAAAGGCAACUCGCAUACUCUCGAACAGUUCUCGGCAGUGGUGGGCCUUCGUAUCCUCGCUCGUGCACCUAGUCGAGUGGUUCUUGCAACAAACAGCCAUCUGGGUUUUUGCCGGCAGUCGCAGGCAAUACGCUAUUCGCUGCUCCUCGAAUGCGCUACGCUGUCCCGCACUGAGUACACUAUACUCGAGACUAUACUCUAUAAAUAAUAGUUUUUUUUUAAUACGUCGGUUUAAAAUAAUUUGUUUACGAUAUUACUUCGCGUUGAUGUGCUGUGACUUUAGUGCUAAACUUUUGGAUUAAAAUUCAACGAGAAUUGAACCUGUUCUGUAGCCACACUGAGAUCGACUUUCCAGUAAUGGAGCUUCCCCUAACAUAACCCCACCAACUAGUUACAAAUCUACAAAACCCAAAUCAAAAAAAUGUUUUCGAACGCGACUGUGUCGUCGCGCAGCAGCUCCAGCAGGAGUGCCAACAGCUGCAGUCGAAAUUCUUCCAUGCCUUCGCUUCGCAUGCGCAACCCUCUGUCGCCGAAAACUUCCUACAACCCCCUCUUCAGGCACUCGGACGCACUAACGAGUUUCGAUGCCUCGCAUUUCGUGUUUCAAGAGCAGAAAAUCGAGAAAAUAAGGAGGAAAGACAAACAUCCAAUAUUGAGAAGAUAUAAUUCUCAUGAUUCUCAUACGAAUUUCGACAUUCGUAUAGAAGAAUCCAAGGAUUCGACACCAGAAUCGACGAAGAGUCGAAUAACGAGUUUAUCCGGAUCAGAUAAAUCAUCGAAUGAUAGGAAGAGGAAUAGGGAGUAUGAAACUAGAGACUUCUUGGAAAGAUAUUCCUUACCAAGGGUAGUACGAGUUGGUGAUAGUGAACCUUUGCUGCUGUAUAGGUGUUUUGAUAGUUUUACGAAAAUACAGGCCAGAGGAGUGCUUGGGAAAAAGGGAAAGGAGAAAAUUGAUGACAUCACCUUGCAUUUUCCUGAAGGGUUUUCAGGAUGGUUUUCUUUGACUAACGACAAAGGCGAAAGGAGUGCCAUAUGUCACACGUCAAUUUUACAUCUAGUACGUGAGCAAGUCUGUUCUUUUGUCAGCAUGCAGCCGUUCACGGCCUACGCUGCUCAUACAUCAGAAACGCAAGAUGGGAAGAUUCAGUACGUAAAAACGCAAGUAAGAGGGGGACAAUUAUUUCAAUUGAGGGCUGUUUUUCAACACAAGGAUAGGCCUGAUGAAAUGGGAGGGAGGAAUUCAACAAGGUCCUCCAGGAUAUCAAGGAAUAUUCGGGAUAAGGACCUCAAUAAUAGAUAUGCUCAACUAGUUAGCCAAAACAACCAGGAACUGUACGUCCAACUUACGACCAAAGGGGAAUUUUACGAAAUACACAGUUCAAUGAAGGCAAAACUAUGCUUUCCGGGGAUGUUGGACAAAACUGGACCUUUAGCUUUGGAUAAAGAUUGUCUUUACAAAAUCACUCAUCUAUUAAGACGAGUAGCAUUACCUUUACGAGUGAAACUAGUUCUGGGCACCUUACCGCCAGGCUUACCUAAAGAUUACACAGAAACUUUUAUCUUGGAGCGAAAAUUCCAAGAACCUCUUAUGGUGACCUGCACCCUCCCCCCUCCAACAGCAGACGCGAGACACCACAUAUCCUGCAUAAACAUCAAUUCCAACCUAAAAAUCUCCAAAUGUGCUUUGGGUUUUGAUUCCGAAAACAGAUUAUUCAAAUCGCAACGUCUACAGGCAGCCUUGGCUUUCUGUCACAAAAACGUGGAAAACUGGUAUAGAGAGGUGAGGUUGGAAGCAAAUUUAAAACCCCAAGAAGAUGCGAAUUUGAAAGAUGAGUGUUCUGAGUGUGUUAAAGUCGAUAGUCUUUGUUUGGAGCACGAAGUAAAACCAGCGAUGGAAGAAAUAUACUCUGACAAACAGAUUAUCACCAAGGAAGCGCUAGAAAAGUUUCCAAAGCCGAAAAAAUGGUAUAAGCAUUUUAAGUUUCUUGGAGGAAGUGAUACUCAGGUGAAGUACCCUGAUCUUAAAGACCCCAUGGAAGGGAUUGAGAAAGGAAAAAGUAUAGAACGCUACAAAGAUAUGUCGAAAUUGAUUGAAGAGAAGUUUGGUAAAAAGAGUUAUAACCCUGUUAAAAAAUCGGCCAGUUUUAUGUUCUCAACUAAAAGAAUCGAUUUGGAGGAAAUGCCGCAAAAAAAUAAUGCUGCUUUAUUGAAAUGUCAAAGUUUGGAUACUCAGUUGAGUACAACAGGUGCUUACAGCCACCAUAAUAGAAGAAACUCCAAAUCAAACGAAUCUGAUAGUUUAAGCUACGAUUUUCAGAUGUGUAUAUUAGAUAAUGAUAAUAGUUUGGUGGAAAAUAGGAAACACAAUAGAAUCAGGAGUGAAAAUGACUUAAGGCAUCGAAGUUUCAAAAUAACCGAAAUCAAUUUAGACGAAAUAAAACCUGUUGAAAACAAAAUGAAGAAAAAUAAACCAGAUUUAAUACCCACACUACCAAAAGAUGACGACAACUCUUUCAUCACGGAAAGACUUUGUUCCGAAUUCCACGUCAAAACGAAAAUACAGAAGAAACCCUUAAGGCAUAGCGGCCGCUUCCAGCAAACCCCCUUAACAAUUUUCAACGAAGAUCACAAAAAAUCUGUGACCGUACAAAUCCACGAGGCAAAACCUCCCAACAAAAAAACCGUUAAAUCGCAAUUUAACUUAGAAGACGUCCCGUAUAGUCACGUGGCCGACCAAGUGUCAGACCUACCUUCGGGUACGAAAGACGAAAACAUUUACGCGGAAAUAUGCGAAACCCGGCCCUGUCAAUGUGAUAGCAAACUGUGCACGUGCAGCAAAAGAACUAACAGUGAAUAUUGCUACGUCAAAUUGGGCUCGAACGGCGACUCGGUCACUCAGUCAGACUCUGACGAAGCCAUUUACAACACCUUAAGAUAAAAUUGUAUGUUCUAUAUUAAUAAAUUGUAUAUUUUUGUAUAUAUCCUGUAUUCUGUAAUUAUUUACUCUAUUUUAAUUUAAU